AGACGACACAGAUACACGUGAGCCAUGCACGAAGCAUCGAACACCGAGGCACGGGAUCCAGCCCAUAUCUUCCUGCUGCUGCGGGAUUUGGCGGACCGGAGCCUAGGUGCAUUUAUGCGGCACUGUGUCGUCCUUGGCCCUUCUUCUUUCACAGUCAUGUUGGCGAUUUCUUUGCCAGAAUAGAACUUUUCAUUGCUACAGUCUCCAUGGCAUCGAGCUUAGAAGGACAAAGAGGACCUGAAAGCGACAACAAUCAUGCUGCCGAGUCAAGAUGCCAAGAGGAUUCCCGGGAGUCUCAUACCAGCAGCGAGUCGCACAUGAGUGAAGAGCUUCAGACAUCCGAAUCAAUGUCAAGUCGCAGUGACUACGAGGCAAUUGAAGCUACUGACCGUGCUGAGCUUACCCGAGUUGCAAGCGAAGUAAAGCGAGGGGAAGUUCAUGAUCCAGCGUUGGAUCCUUACAGUCCUACCUUCGACGUAUACAAGUGGACCAAGGUGGUCAUGCACGCAGCAGAAGACGCAAACAUCAAGCUAAGACGGGCCUCAAUUACCUUCAAGAACCUGGACAUCUCUGGUUCUGGGAUUGCCAUGAAUCUCCAACCGACAGUGGCUUCUUAUCUUCUUGGUGCUUUCCGGUUACAUGAAUGGCUCCGCCUCGCCAAGAAGCCGCAGAGGAAGAUCCUCACAGGCUUUGAAGGCCACGUGAAGCCAGGGGAGACGCUCCUGGUCCUUGGGCGUCCUGGAAGUGGAUGCUCGACGCUGUUGAAGACUUUAGCAGGAGAGCUACGUGGCUUAAAGCUGGGUCAUGACUCGGUAAUCCAUUACAGCGGAAUACCUCAGCACGAGAUGAUCAAGAGCUUUAAGGGCGAGAUUGCCUACAACGCAGAAGUCGACCAACAUUUUCCCCAUUUGACCGUCCGACAGACUCUGGAAUUCGCAGCCGCCAUGCGUACCCCGGCGAAUCCAAUAUUAGGAACAUCGAGGACCGAGCAUGUGCAAAGAAUGACCGCUGUAGCGAUGGCAGUCUGCGGAUUGACACAUGUUCGAAAUACGAAAGUGGGAAGCGCGUAUGUACGAGGCGCAUCUGGGGGAGAGAGAAAGCGAGUUAGUAUUGCCGAAAUGAUGCUAUCAUUUUCUCCAAUAGGCUGUUGGGACAACAGUACUAGGGGCCUGGACGCCUCAUCUGCGCUCUCGUUCGUCCGCACGCUCAGGCUGAGUGCCGAUAUCACGGGAUCUGCUCAUGCGGUCGCGGCUUAUCAAGCAUCCCAAGCCAUGUACGACGUUUUCGACAAAGUCGUGGUUCUCUACGAGGGCAGAGAGAUUUACUUUGGACCAACGACAUUUGCAAGGAACUACUUCCAAGAUAUGGGCUGGCUUUGUCCGCCUCGCCAGACGACCCCUGAUUUCCUGACCUCGGUCACAAAUGUACAGGAAAGAAGACCGCGACCAGGAUUCGAGGCGAAGGUGCCUCGAACACCCAUUGAAUUUGAAGGACAUUGGAGGGGAUCGGAACUCCGCAGAUUGCUACAACAGGAUAUCAUGAAUCACGAGGAGGAAGUAUCGAGUUCUUCUGCUGCGGAUGAAUUCAAAGCCGCACGCCGCGCUGUACAAGCACACCACGUCCCUCCAAGCUCCCCGUACACGGUCUCGAUCCCAAUGCAAAUUCAAAUUUGUACCAAGCGAGGGUUUCAGCGCCUAUGGAAUGAGAAAGUGAUCCGACUUACCUUGGUUAUCGGACAAGGCAGCAUGGCUCUCAUCAUCGGGUCCGCGUUCUACGGAAUGAUAGACGACACCAACAGCUUUUUCGCCAAAGGGUCUGUCAUCUUCAACGCAGUCUUACUGAAUGCUCUUGUCGCCGUAACAGAGAUCAAUCGACUGUACGAUCAGAGGCCAAUCGUCGAAAAGCAAGUCUCCUACGCCUUCUAUCACCCAUUCACCGAGGCACUAGCUACUGUGAUAGCCGAUCUACCCGUUCAAGUAUUGACGGCUGUCGUCUUCAACAUCAUCCUAUAUUUUCUGGGAGGCCUCAGGAAGGAAGCCGCACAAUUCUUCAUAUUCUUCCUUUUCGCUUUUCUGACGAGACUGGCAAUGACUGGCCUUUUCAGGACGAUCGGUGCAGCAACCAAAACAAUCUCUCAGGCGCUAGCCAUCGCUGCCGUCUUGGUCCUGGCCAUUGUGAUUUACACCGGCUUCACGAUCCCUCGACCUAAUAUGCACCCCUGGCUCAAAUGGGUUUCAUGGUGCAACCCCGUUGCUUACUCAUUCGAAGCGCUGAUAGUGAACGAGUUCCAUGGAAGGCAGUUCCCAUGUGGCAGCUAUAUUCCCGCAUACCCGGACAGACUCGGGGAUACAUUCAUUUGCUCCGUUCCUGGGUCCAUAGUCGGUCAAACUACCGUGUCUGGUGAUAGAUACCUCGAGACGUCCUUCCAAUACAGGUACGACCACCUAUGGCGAAACCUUGGCAUAAUCAUCGGCUUUUUGGGUUUCUUCAUGUUCAGCUAUCUGGGAGUGACGGAGAUCAACUCAAAGCCCUCAGGCAAGGGAGAAGUCUUGCUGUUCCGACAUGGACAUGUGCCCCGAUACAUCGAAGACGGCUUGAAACAUGCAGACCAAGCAUCUCCUGGAGCUCCUGUAGCGAUAGCCGAGAGACGACAGAGUCAAGAUGAAGACAUCCAGGCAAUCCCUCCACAAAAGGCGGUAUUCACGUGGCGCGACGUCACUUAUGAUAUUCCAGUCGAGGACGGCACUCGCAGAUUGCUUGAACAAGUGUCAGGAUGGGUCAAGCCCGGAACACUCACGGCGCUAAUGGGCAUAAGCGGCGCUGGCAAGACAACACUGUUGGAUACAUUGGCUCAGCGCACAUCGAUCGGGGUUGUUAGUGGUGACAUAUUUGUGAACGGCAAGCCAUUGGACUCCAGCUUCCAAAGGAAAACAGGCUAUGUUCAACAGCAAGAUCUUCAUCUGGAGACAUCUACUGUCCGUGAGGCAUUGCGUUUCAGCGCCAUGCUCCGUCAGCCACGGUCUGUGUCGAAGAAGGAAAAAUACGAUUACGUGGAAGAAGUGAUCAAGAUGCUCAAUAUGGAAGACUUCGCCGAGGCCGUCGUUGGUGUGUUGGGAGAAGGUCUCAAUGUCGAGCAACGAAAACUCCUGACAAUCGGGGUUGAGCUCGCCGCAAAGCCCACUCUACUGUUCUUCCUCGAUGAACCCACCAGUGGCCUGGAUUCACAGAGCUCCUGGUCUAUCCUUAGUUUCCUUCGGAAGCUGGCCGAUCACGGGCAGGCCGUGCUAUCCACUAUCCACCAACCUAGCGCAAUGCUGUUCCAGGAGUUCGAUCGACUACUUUUCCUCACAAACGGGGGUCGGACCGUUUACUUCGGAGAUAUCGGCCCCAACUCGCAGACGCUCAUCAGCUAUUUCGAAGGGCAUGGAGCCCGGCACUGUACUGACUCGGAGAAUGUGGCCGAAUAUAUCUUGGAGAUCGUCAACCCCGAGACCAGUGCUCAAGCCAACCGUGACUGGGUCGAGAUCUGGAGAUCCAGUGAAGAAAACAAGACGAUGCUCGCAGAGUUGGACCGCAUCAAUCGGGAAACAAACGCUAGCGGUACUCGUGCAGGUGCAGAGCAAGACGCCGACAAAGACCAAAGCCAGUUCGCCAUGCCGCUCUACACCCAGACCUAUUAUACGACGACCCGAGCCUUUCAACAGUACUGGAGGACUCCCGGAUACGUCUGGCACAAGUUAGCUCUUGGUGUUGCGUCAGCUCUGUUAGUAGUACCUGUCUUUACUUUCCCAACAGCUUGGUGGACAAUAUUUUUCGCUGACCCUGCUUCUUUCAACCUAGGUUUAUCGGGUUUUCCUUCUGGCAGUCGGACAGCUCUCAGCAAGGAUUGCAGAACGUCUUGUUCAGCGUUUUCAUGCUCACGGCCAUGUUCACGGCCUUGAUCCAGCAGAUUAUUCCUCGGUUUGUUAUUCAGCGAUCGCUGUACGAGGUCCGCGAGCGCCCGUCCAAAGCAUAUUCCUACGUCGCCUUCCUCCUGGCCAAUGUCAUUGUCGAGAUCCCUUACCAGAUUUUACUCGGUAUCAUGGUGUAUGCGUCUUACUUCUACUCCGUCUUUGGCAUCCAAUCUUCCGAGCGGCAAGGCCUUGUCUUGCUUUUCUGCAUCCAGAUCUUUGUGUAUGCCAGCACAUUUUCCCAGAUGAUCAUCGCCGCUCUCCCUGAUGCAGAGACCGCCGGCAUCAUCUCGACGCUGAUGUUCGCCAUGUGCGUCAUCUUCAAUGGCGUCCUCCAACCCCCCGACGCGUUGCCGGGCUUCUGGAUCUUCAUGUACCGCGUCAGCCCGUUCACAUACAUCAUCGACGGCAUCGUGGCGACAGCCCUACACGGCCGCCGAGUCGUAUGCGCCGCCCACGAAUUGAGCAUCUUCAACCCACCGCCGAACACGACCUGCGGCCAAUAUCUGGCGCCGUACCUCCGCCAGGCGCCCGGCACGCUGUACAACGCCAACGCCACGGCAAAAUGCGAGUACUGCGCCCUCUCCCUGGCGGACCAGUACCUGAGUCCCCGCGGCAUCUCGUGGUCGCUGCGCUGGCGCAACUUCGGCCUACUCUGGGCUUACAUCGCCUUCGACCUCGCCAUGAUCCCCCUGCUGUACUACACCUUCCGCAUGAGGAAAUGGGGCGGCAAGCUCGGCGCGGGCGCUGGCAAGAGACGGAGAGGCCUGAACGUCGCCUACGCGUGGGCCCGCGCCGCGGGCAAGCAGUCUCGCACCCUGGUGACGGGUCGCCGGGAGAAGCUGCCGUUGGACAAGCGUGCGGAGAAUGCGAGGGUCUACUGAUACUUAGUAAACCAAUCGGUGAUAAUUGAUGACUGAUAUUGACAACUAAUACGGAGUAUGGACACACUGAUACUACGGAGUAGUAUUGACAGAAAAUGCUUCUCAUGCAAGAUGCUUGGGUGACCCGGUAUCUGGAAGAUCAGCGCUAGCGAGUUCAACUUGCUCACCGUGAUGAUACCUAUACUAGUAGUACCAUGUAGUAACUUGGGGUUUACUUGUAAACCCGUCGUCAAACGAAGGCUUACUGUCCGCCCAGGAAUGAAAGGGAGUAGAAAAGAGAAAAGAGUAGAGUAGAGAAGUAGAGUAGAGAGAGCCCACACACUCCCG
Exophiala xenobiotica is the source of this 5161-nucleotide messenger RNA. RefSeq lists its product as hypothetical. Lineage: Eukaryota; Fungi; Ascomycota; Eurotiomycetes; Chaetothyriales; Herpotrichiellaceae. Gene Ontology annotation, biological process: transmembrane transport. The coding region runs from base 207 to 3941 and encodes 1244 amino acids. The transcript is spliced from 10 exons. The record is from RefSeq and is a predicted model, not a curated record. Gene Ontology annotation, molecular function: ATP hydrolysis activity; ATP binding; ABC-type transporter activity. Gene Ontology annotation, cellular component: membrane.